Ectocarpus sp. CCAP 1310/34 is the source of this 2453-nucleotide messenger RNA. The record is from the annotation of a GenBank genome assembly. NCBI's taxonomy places the organism in Eukaryota, Phaeophyceae, Ectocarpales, Ectocarpaceae.
UGGCGGGGGGCGUGGGAUACCGGAGCGGGCAGGAGAGCGACUGGGUGUCUCGUCUAGAAGAGGACCUCGUGGCCUUCAACAUGGGAGUCGAAAAGGAAGGGGGGAAAUGGAAAGAGAGCGCCAAGGACCCGGAGGUGUGGUACAAUUAGGUCGAGCACGGGGCGGCAUGGUUCAUGAGGAAACGGCACAGGCAGGAGGCGGAAGCGUCCGCGAAGCGCCAGCGCGCGAGGGAAGCAGAAGCAGAGAGUACGGCCAUCUCAGGACCGAAGAGAAAGAGAGCCCGGGAAGCGGCGGUGGGGGGGGAAGAAACGGCGACCGGGCACUGCUGUAGAAGCGAGUAGGGCGGCCGAGGCAGCACUUGUGGCGAACUAUGUACCCGGCUGAUGUUUUUGCGCCCAGUUUCCCUCCCUGUUGUACGCUAUAACCCUUAUGUAUGUCCUUUGUAUUGCCUUCGGCCUCUGUGCUGUGUUUCUUUUUUCUCAUGUCCUUCCUGCCUACUCUGCCGUGUUGGGUACCUGGAUCUCGCUUUUGCUGUUGCCGUUGUUUUCGUACGUCUGGCUGUCUGCCCAUCUGCCGCCUCUUUGUUCUGUUGGCCCCGUUGCUACCAUGCCCUGGUGCGUAAUGCCUGGUGCUGGCUCAACAAGGCAGUUUGGUAGCCAUCUUGUGUACCUAUCUGUAUGUUAUGUUGGGAAGUUAUAGACCGAAGAUUUGGUGGAACUCGGUUUGUGGGGUGUUCUAUUAUAUGGCACCCUUUAUGGGGUUGCGGAGCAAGCGCUUCUCGGGCUGUGUAUGUACUCGUAAUCAACAUAUUUUUUGUGUGUGAUGUAUGGGGGCAUGUGCGACGCGAGAUAACAUACUUACCGUGUUGUGUAAUGGCAUGUCGUUAGGCCCGGUCUUAUCGACAGAAUAGAAAUCGAAAAUCGAUAUCAAAAUUCAGUUUCAAGUCCUAAAGAGCCGCCCGAACUUGUGAAAUUUCGACGGUGGUGUCUUAUCGAAAAACUGCCAAAAUCAAAGCUGUAUUUGAGAAAAGACGCGCGAAGAACCCACGAGAAGCAGCGAACAGCCCACCGGUCGGAGCAAGUAGUGGCUGCGUGCGCCGUGCGCCGCACCGCCGCACAACCAAACACAUGGCUCGCGCUCCUGCCAGCCGACGCUCAUGGCUGCGGGGAAAGACGAAGAAGCGCAUGAACAGCUCCUGGAGCUGUUGACGAUAAUAGUUCUCAUGGAUGAUGGCGAUGAUGCCCCGCAAAUCCGCGACAAUUUCGUGCGCCGCGAGCACCGUUGCUGGUACACAUACGCGAAGCCGAUGGUGGAUGAUGGCACGUUCCGCCGACGCUUUCGCAUGGACUACACGUGUCUUGGGCUCGAGCGGAUGAGUGAUGGGGGCCGUAGCCAAAGGACUGCGCGGGCUCAUGGGCGUGCGUGAGAGCGUGAGAGGUCGCACUACUUUCUACGAACCCAACGAUCCUGCGACGUGCGCACGACCCUGUUGCUGUUCGCAAAAGCGCUGUUGCUGUUCGACAAAGUCGACAUCGAAUUAACUGUUCUUUCUUUUUUCUGUUAUCGAGUUUCAGCAUAGGAAGAUUCUGUAGGGUCUCCAUCCAAAUGUCAUUUUUCGGCACCCUCCAUCCACAUCCCUUUCUUCCCCUCGCUGCCUCGGCAAGGUUUUGCGUAGGCAUGACCCAUACCGAGGGGGGGGGUCUUUCUAGCGAGCAGAGCUAGACUCACCCUCAAGGGACCGAUACCUUCUUGCUGCGGCGCACCCGCCGCGAGGCGUGCGUAGUGGUAGAGUUGGGUCGGCACUCGUGCGUCAGGUGUUGGGGUGUAUGUGAUGACGUCACAGGUUUUGUAGAGAGACACGGCAGAGAUGGCGCGGAUAACCCGGGUGCUUUUCAUUGUGUACCUGCAUCGCGGAAGACCGCUUCAAUGUGGAACGAUUCCUAGUCAGUGUCGAUGUUUUCACUGCUGUGCCUAACAAAGAUGAUCUGGAUAGAUUCGGGUGAUUGUCAAUUGCAAUGAUGGCUUUGGUUGGGUGUUCUUCUUCAUUGUAUGUCCAUGGACUCAUUCUGACAGCACUUCAGACAGCAGCUGCACGCCCCGAGCUUGUGUACCAUGCACCAUAUGGUGUUAUUAUUGUACAGACAGCACUUCAGACAGCAGUACGCUGUAGUCGACAAACAUUCAUUUUGGUCAAAUGCGGGACAAGGGGGGUGAUGUUGCUGCUGUAGUCGAAUUGUAGUGUGUGGGCGUGUAGUUCAGUUGUGAGCAUGCAAACGUGGUGCAGGGAUCGCAGGUGUACCUCCUCGGGCUUGCGUACCCUUUUCUUGCCUACAGUGUGUGUGUUAUUUAGAUCUUCUGAUGGCUCUAGCAUUUUUGUGACCACGGACCGAGUCUUCGCUAGAUUUUGGAAUUAGCAACUGACACGAGUUUAAUAAACAACAACAACAACAACA